CAUUCUCUUCUUUGAUAUCUUUCAUUCCACAAACACAUUCUCUUCUUUAAUUUUCUUUCUUCCACAAGUUUCUUUCUUAAAUCAUGGAGUUUACAUCUCCUAGUCGCUCUGGAAAGGACGAACAAGUUGUUCCUCCUAAGAGAGGUCGGGUCAAGAUCAUGAUCGCUCGUGAUCUAGCCACCUCGAUCACCUGGAAUCCUAGGAGAAGCCGAAUCAAGAGUAUGAUCGCUCGCGAUCUAAUCAGAUCAGCAACCUUCCCAGGGACCAAGAACAACCACGACGGAGACGGGAAUAGAGAAGGCUGAGAGCUGUCUGAUAUCUGUCUUCAGUUAUUGGAUCGGAUCGAACUGUAUAUUUGUAUGAUAUUAUGUAAGAGAACAUCCCGGUCAACUCCUGGGUUUGUAAAAUAGUGAUGUUACGGUUGGUCAUAUGUUGUAUAAAAUAAUACUUUGUAAUAUACAAAUGUAAAAAAGAGAGAUGCUUGUGUAAAAAGAUUUACCUGUUUCGAUUUUUAUAUCCAUGUGUCAUCCAUAUGAAAUGCGUCAACAUAUAUAAUAGUUAACUCAUG
This is a messenger RNA of Eruca vesicaria subsp. sativa (arugula), 568 nucleotides long. The record is from the annotation of a GenBank genome assembly. NCBI's taxonomy places the organism in Eukaryota, Viridiplantae, Streptophyta, Magnoliopsida, Brassicales, Brassicaceae.